UUCCAUUUCACCCUUCGACCUUUCGUCUGCGGCUUGAGCAGGCACUCACUACAUCCUUGCUACUCCUACGGCUGCGGCCAUAAACCCUACCAGCCACAGGCCACCGUCUCCUCUCCACGCGCGUGGUGCGCCGUCCAGAUCGCCGUUCCACCUGCGGUCGGCCAUCUUUCGAGUUCGCAAAUCGCGAGUCGCGGCUGCCAGCCUGCAUCUAGAGAAGUAUGGUUGAGGAGGUCAAAGGAGGUAUGGUGGUUCCUGAAUCAGUGUUGAAGAAGAGGAAGAGGAAUGAGGAGUGGGCUCUUGCAAAGAAGCAAGAUCAAGAAGCAUCAAAGAAGAAGAGUGCAGAGAAUCGCAAGUUGAUUUUCAGCAGAGCCAAAAAGUAUGCAAAGGAGUAUGAGGAGCAGGAAAAGGAGCUGAUCCAUUUGAAACGUGAAGCAAAGCUUAAGGGAGGGUUUUAUGUUAAUCCAGAAGCCAAGCUGUUAUUUAUUAUCAGAAUACGAGGGAUCAAUGCCAUGCAUCCAAAGACCAGAAAGAUUUUGCAGCUCCUGCGCUUAAGACAGAUAUUUAAUGGUGUGUUUUUGAAAGUAAACAAAGCUACUAUGAAUAUGUUGCAUAGGGUUGAGCCUUAUGUGACUUACGGGUACCCAAAUUUGAAGAGUGUGAGAGAAUUGAUUUACAAGAGAGGUUAUGGGAAAGUAAACAAGCAGAGAAUUGCUUUGACUGACAAUUCCAUUAUUGAACAGACACUUGGUAAGUUCGGAAUUAUUUGCAUUGAAGACCUGAUCCAUGAGAUCUUGACUGUGGGACCCCACUUCAAGGAGGCAAACAAUUUCUUAUGGCCUUUCAAACUUAAGGCACCACUGGGUGGCCUAAAGAAGAAGAGAAACCACUAUGUUGAAGGAGGUGAUGCUGGAAAUCGCGAGGAUUACAUCAACGAGCUCAUUAGGAGGAUGAAUUAGAGAUUAGUUUCUUACUGUGUUUCAUCCUUCAGUGUCGCGAGGCCCUCAGCAACCAUUGAUUGAAGCAACAUUAGGUUUUUGUCCUAUCCUUUUUGUUAAGUAAAAUUGCCAGUAUCAUAAAACAUAGACUCAUUGGCAUUGUUGUUGACAAUUCUGUCUCUUUAAAAUUUUCAUUUAUCGAAACUUCACAUUUCUCAGGCCUACAUAUUAAUUUAAAUUUUGAACUUUAUGCUUUUAAAA
Malania oleifera is the source of this 1196-nucleotide messenger RNA. RefSeq names its product large ribosomal subunit protein uL30y-like. The record is from RefSeq and is a predicted model, not a curated record. Gene Ontology annotation, cellular component: cytosolic large ribosomal subunit. Gene Ontology annotation, biological process: maturation of LSU-rRNA from tricistronic rRNA transcript (SSU-rRNA, 5.8S rRNA, LSU-rRNA). The transcript is spliced from 7 exons. Gene Ontology annotation, molecular function: RNA binding; structural constituent of ribosome. Lineage: Eukaryota; Viridiplantae; Streptophyta; Magnoliopsida; Santalales; Ximeniaceae. The coding region runs from base 219 to 956 and encodes 245 amino acids.